Anoplophora glabripennis (Asian longhorned beetle) is the source of this 1045-nucleotide messenger RNA. It is a transcript of the gene mad2, whose product is annotated as mitotic spindle assembly checkpoint protein MAD2A. Gene Ontology annotation, cellular component: kinetochore; nucleoplasm; cytoplasm. The record is from RefSeq and is a predicted model, not a curated record. Lineage: Eukaryota; Metazoa; Arthropoda; Insecta; Coleoptera; Cerambycidae. Gene Ontology annotation, biological process: mitotic spindle assembly checkpoint signaling. The transcript has 3 exons. The coding region runs from base 53 to 667 and encodes 204 amino acids.
AUUUGAAAAUUGAGAUUAAUCCUUGUUUUUAAAUUGUGUUUUUAAGUGAAAUAUGACUACAGCAGCGCAGAAAAGUAAAUCUGCAAUUACUCUUAAGGGAUCUGCUGAAAUUGUUUGUGACUAUUUAAACUAUGGAAUUAAUUCUAUUUUAUAUCAACGAGGUUUAUAUCCUCCGCAAUCGUUUAAGUCCGAAGAAAAUUAUGGAUUAACUAUUUUAAUGUCUACAGAUAACAAAAUCCGAGAAUUCUUAUCCACGACUUUAGGCCAAUUGAAAGGAUGGCUUAUUAAUCGAUCUGUAAAUAAAAUAGCUCUUGUGAUAACAAAUGUAAAAACAUUGGAAGUUAUGGAAAGGUGGGAUUUUAUAGUGGAAUAUGAGGGGGACACUAAGACUGAGGAACAAACAACCGAUAAGCCUAUAAAACAAAUAAAAAAUGAAAUAAGGGAUGUUUUAAAACAAAUAGCUUGUUCAGUGGCAUAUUUACCUCUUUUAGACUGUUUGUGUAGUUUUGAUAUUCAGAUUUAUACCAAAAAUGAUGUUGAUUUACCUUCUGAAUGGACUGAGGCAGAACCGGCUAACAUAAAAAAUGCUCAAAGUGUAAAAAUGAGAUCAUUUUCUACGAACAUUCAUAAAAUGGAUACUGUUGUCACCUACAAAAAUUAUAAUUAGGUUGUACCGUUCUUAAAUUUAAUUUUACAUCUUUUUGUGGUAUACCUACUAUUUACUUCCUUUGAUGCUACUUUACUUUUUUUUUUAUUAUUUCAUGGUAUUUUUGCUUGGGGUAGGGCCAGGGCUGCAAGCUGUAUGGAGGCCUCUAAAUAAAAAAAUAAAUAAAAAUAAAAGUCACACAAUCAGCGACUUACCAAUUAAAAUAUUAAAAACUUAAACACGUUUUGAUUUGAUUCUAAAAAAAAGGUCAGGCAGGGCAUGCACACCCCUGCCCUUCCCUAGCUAUGCCCAUGAUUAUUUUAUAUUUUAGAUUUGUAGUAUAUGUUUUUGUAUCAAAUAACUAACUACACAAUUUUAAUAUAUAAGCAUUAAAUAUUA